AGAACUGAGCUAUGCCUGGAUCUUCAAUGAAUACCCUUCCUAUCAGGAUAACCGUCGCUUCGUUUCUCAAGAGACUGGGAAUCUGUAUAUUGCCAAAGUGGAAAAAUCUGAUGUUGGUAAUUAUACCUGUGUAGUUACCAAUACUGUGACCAACCACAAGGUCCUGGGACCACCCACACCACUAAUCCUGAGAAAUGAUGGGGUGAUGGGUGAAUAUGAGCCCAAAAUAGAAGUACAGUUUCCAGAAACUGUCCCAGCUGAGAAAGGAACAACAGUCAAGCUGGAAUGCUUUGCCUUAGGAAACCCAGUCCCAACUAUUCUAUGGCGAAGAGCUGAUGGAAAGCCAAUAGCAAGGAAAGCCAGAAGACAUAAGUCAAAUGGAAUUCUAGAAAUUCCCAACUUUCAGCAGGAAGAUGCUGGUUCAUAUGAGUGUGUGGCUGAAAACUCCAGAGGCAAAAAUGUAGCAAAGGGACAGUUGACUUUUUACGCUCAACCUAACUGGGUUCAAACAAUAAAUGAUAUCCACGUGGCCAUGGAAGAAAGUGUCUUCUGGGAAUGUAAAGCAAAUGGGAGGCCCAAGCCUACCUACAGGUGGCUAAAAAAUGGUGACCCACUGUUAACACGGGAUAGAAUACAAAUCGAGCAAGGAACACUCAACAUAACAAUAGUGAAUCUCUCAGAUGCUGGCAUGUACCAGUGUGUGGCAGAGAAUAAACAUGGAGUUAUCUUUUCCAGCGCUGAGCUUAGUGUAAUAGCCGAAAGUCCAGAUUUUUCGAGAACACUCUUAAAAAGAGUAACACUUGUCAAAGUGGGAGGUGAAGUUGUCAUUGAGUGCAAGCCGAAAGCAUCUCCAAGACCUGUCUACACCUGGAGAAAGGGAAGAGAAAUAUUAAGAGAAAAUGAAAGAAUUACCAUUUCUGAAGAUGGAAACCUCAGAAUCAUCAAUGUGACUAAAUCUGAUGCUGGAAGUUACACCUGCAUAGCCACGAACCAUUUCGGAACCGCCAGCAGUACUGGAAAUGUGGUUGUGAAAGAUCCAACAAAGGUGAUGGUUCCCCCUUCCAGCAUGGAUGUCACUGUGGGAGAAAGCAUUGUUCUUCCAUGCCAGGUGACACAUGAUCAUUCCUUGGACAUUGUGUUUACUUGGACAUUUAAUGGACAUUUGAUAGACUUUGACAAAGAUGGAGACCACUUUGAAAGAGUUGGAGGGGAUUCAGCUGGUGAUUUGAUGAUCCGAAACAUCCAACUGAAGCAUGCUGGGAAAUAUGUCUGCAUGGUCCAAACAAGUGUGGACAAACUCUCUGCUGCUGCGGACCUGAUUGUAAGAGGUCCUCCAGGUCCUCCUGAAGCUGUGACCAUAGAUGAAAUCACAGACACCACUGCUCAGCUUUCUUGGAGACCUGGACCUGACAACCACAGCCCCAUCACCAUGUAUGUCAUCCAAGCUAGGACUCCAUUCUCCGUGGGCUGGCAAGCAGUCAGUACAGUUCCAGAACUCGUUGAUGGGAAGACAUUUACAGCAACUGUGGUGGGUUUGAAUCCCUGGGUUGAAUAUGAAUUCCGCACUGUUGCAGCUAAUGUGAUUGGCAUUGGGGAACCCAGCCGACCCUCAGAGAAACGGAGGACAGAAGAGGCCCUCCCUGAAGUCACCCCGGCUAACGUCAGUGGCGGUGGAGGCAGCAAAUCUGAACUGGUUAUAACCUGGGAGACUGUCCCUGAGGAAUUACAGAAUGGCAGAGGCUUUGGUUACGUGGUAGCCUUCCGGCCACAUGGCAAAAUGAUCUGGAUGCUGACAGUGCUGGCUUCAGCUGACGCCUCCAGAUACGUGUUCAGGAAUGAGAGCGUGCGUCCAUUCUCUCCCUUUGAGGUUAAAGUGGGUGUCUUCAAUAACAAAGGGGAAGGCCCUUUCAGUCCCACCACGCUGGUGUAUUCUGCUGAAGAAGAACCCACCAAGCCACCAGCCAGUAUCUUUGCCAGGAGUCUUUCUGCCACAGAUAUUGAAGUUUUCUGGGCCUCCCCUAUUGGGAAGAACAGAGGACGGAUUCAAGGUUAUGAGGUAAAAUAUUGGAGACAUGAUGACAAGGAAGAAAAUGCGAGAAAAAUACGAACAGUUGGAAAUCAGACAUCCACAAAAAUCACCAACUUGAAAGGAAGUGCUCUGUAUCACUUAUCCGUCAAGGCGUAUAACUCAGCUGGGACAGGACCCUCCAGUGCAACAGUCAAUGUCACGACCAGAAAGCCACCACCAAGCCAACCCCCUGGAAACAUCAUAUGGAAUUCAUCGGACUCCAAAAUUAUCCUGAACUGGGAUCAAGUGAAGGCCCUGGAUAAUGAGUCAGAAGUAAAAGGAUACAAAGUCUUGUACCGAUGGAACAGGCAAAGCAGCACAUCUGUCAUUGAAACAAACAAAACAUCAGUGGAGCUCUCUUUACCUUUUGAUGAAGAUUACAUCAUAGAGAUCAAGCCAUUCAGUGAUGGAGGAGACGGCAGCAGCAGUGAGCAAAUCCGAAUCCCAAAGAUUUCAAAUUCCUAUGCAAGAGGAUCUGGGGCUUCUACCUCCAAUGCGUGUACAUUGUCAGCCAUCAGUACAAUAAUGAUCUCUCUCACAGCCAGGUCUAGUUUAUGACAAAAGUUAUCUAAAGGACUUGCUAUUUAUAAUAUAAGCAACAUUUAGCUAGUUGUUUUGAAGACACCCAGUACUAAGUAAUAUUGUUGUUCAAGUACAUCUUAUUACUGGAAAAAAAAAUGUUUUUUGCUUCGUUAGGAAUGGCAUUAUACAGUACUUCCUCAAAGCAAAUCUAGCUUUGUCUGAAGUUUCUUUGGAAACUCUGCAAUGCACUGAAGACAUCUGUAAUAUGAUGUUACCAAAGCAGUUUACAUAUGUCCUUAUAUGCAUAUUUUUUAUUAUAUAUUUAGUGUUUUAUAGAAUUUUUUAAAGUUAACAUAUAAUGUAGAUAUUGGGUUUUUUUUUUCUUCCUCUGCUGUAAAAUGCUCUGGGCAACACAACCACACAAUUAUUAUUUGAGAUGAUUUCCUUUAAGGACAGAGUUUGAAACUCAUCUCAGUUAAUGAAUUACAAAUGACUUGUACAGUUUUACAAGGAUCCAGUGUCAAAACAGCUGGAGACUAGGUCUGUAACUCAAGGCUGCUGUAUAUAAAUUAUCCCUUGAAUGGUUAAUGCAUUGAAUCGAGUCCCCUUGACAUAUGUGAUACGUUUUCCCAUCCUGUUGUGAAUUUUGUUGUUCAACACAAUUUGAGAUGGUUUCAGGAACUACACAUCCCAAAAGCUAAACUUCCCAGCCCAAGAGGUACCUUGUGCAAUCCUCCCAGCCCUGAACUUAGCAUUGUCUGGUAAGACUUUAUUUGAGCAUCGUCUUUGUAGUAGCAUUAUCUUAGGCAUUGAAUUUGAAGUUACAUAUCCUGUAGUAACAUAGAUGAAAAGUUACUAUAGUCAAACAAGUCUUUCAUGGCAUAAAAGGUAAUUUUACUCUUUAGACAUAUCUGUUUUGAAUGUAAAUUUUUUAAUAAUUCUGUCAAUGCAUUUAUAAUUUCAAAUUUUCUUAUAGAUAACACGUGUAACUGUAAUGAUAGAGCCCUUCUUUCGAAUGAUAAUAACAUGUAAUUUGAAAUGUUUUCCUAUUUUAGCAAAUAGCUGCUGCAAAGAAUUUUACAUAUAACUUCUAUAAACUCUCCAUAGUACAGAUGUAUUGUAUCUUGAUGUCUCUCCUGUUUGCAGUAGCUAGUCUGAUUGCUUUAUAAGCUUCACAUUCUAAAUCUUACAAUCAUACAAUGAAAGAUGGCAAUAUCAACAAAACCUUAUUCUUAUGAAAAGAACUAUUUAUUAUGAUGGGGGGAUGUUUUGUAAGCUGACAAGGGUGGAACAUAGAAGGCAAUGAGAUUUUCUAUAAAGCUUUUCACAUGAAAACACACAGUCACCUUUUUCUUCUUUCUUGGAGAGCUCACGAUUGCCUGUAAUUUGUCAUUUUUGCUUACACAUAACAUAGCUUUUCAACCUGCUGAUUAUAUUCAUCCAAUAAAGACAUCAUCAGGAUUCAAUUUGUGUAAAAAUUAGGAUGGUAACAGGGAAAAUAUUGUCAGUAUUUCAGCUGUGUUCCUUAUUUUGAUAUGGCUUACUUCUAUGUUAAAAUAUGAUUUAAAAUCACAUGCAAAAAAAUCAACAAAAUAAUAAAAUGAAUGAAAAAAACCUGAUACCCCAGGUAGUUCCCAACCCCAGUGUAAACAAUAUCUACCAGUGGUCUAGCAUAUGUAAUCUUUUUUAAAGGUAUUGUUAAUAAAUAUUCUGUCAUUUGUAAAAACA
Molecule: messenger RNA, 4318 nt
Organism: Arvicanthis niloticus (Nile rat)
Lineage: Eukaryota; Metazoa; Chordata; Mammalia; Rodentia; Muridae
Gene: Cntn4
Product: contactin 4
Biological process (GO): axon guidance; brain development; cell-cell adhesion
Cellular component (GO): plasma membrane; axon
Molecular function (GO): cell-cell adhesion mediator activity
Source: RefSeq, a predicted model, not a curated record